AUGUCUAAGCGAUCCGGUUCCGGCGAGAAUAAACACUCGAGGAAGAGGGCCAAAACAGAGGAGCAGGUGUCUGCAGACGACUCCGAUACGCCCAAGCAGGACAAGAAAAAAUCAAAGAAGAGUUAUCGCCAAUCAGCCAACCUGAAUGCCGUUCCCCAGGCGGAAAUCGACGCUUUCCAAGAGGCUAAUCUGGUGGAGAUUUCGGAUCCCCUGGACAAAGAGCAGACCCUACGCCCCAUCAUCACCUUUGAGCACAUGCCCGAUUUUGACGAUGCGCUGUACGAACCCCUUCGCAGUUUCUCAGCACCGACCCCGGUCCAGGCUGCGACAUGGCCGCUGCUCUUCUCAGGCCGCGAUGUCAUCGGAAUCGCAGAGACGGGGAGCGGCAAGACAUUGGCGUUUGGGUUGCCCUGCCUCAGGAAAAUGGUCGCCUUGAAGAAGAAGAAAACGAAGCCUUCCCACCCAACGGCCGUAAUGCUCACUCCGACUCGGGAGCUUGCGAUGCAGAUUCACGACCAACUGGAGAAGUACGCCUCGCCCGUCGGCAUCAAGGUCACUUGCAUCUUUGGAGGUGUUAGGAAGGACGAACACAGAGCGGCCCUGAAGACAGCCACUGUGGUGGUUGCCACUCCUGGUCGCUUGAAGGAUCUUAUCGGAGAAGGAUCCGUGAACUUGGGAAAGGUGAAAUAUCUUGUGCUCGACGAGGCCGACCGAAUGUUGGACAAAGGGUUUGAGCAAGACAUCAAAGAAAUCAUCGGCACCAUGCCGGUCUCGAAAAGACAAACUGCCAUGUUCACUGCAACAUGGCCUCCCUCGGUCAGAAAUCUAGCUGAAGGAUUUACCCGCGAUCCGGCUAUGAUCACAGUUGGCGGCAAGCCAUCAGGAGACCCUCGUGCAAACACUCGCAUCAAGCAGGAUGUAGAAGUGCUCUCACCUUAUGACAAGGAGCAGAGGCUCUUGCAGAUUCUUGGAGGCCUCCAGAAGAAGGCCGUUACGGAUAGGGUCUUGGUCUUUUGUCUUUAUAAAAAGGAAGCCACUCGCAUUGAGCGAUUCAUUCAAUCCAGAGGCUACAAGGUUGCCGGUAUUCACGGAGACUUGAGCCAGAGCGAUAGAUUUAAGAGUCUAGACGCUUUCAAGUCCGGUACCGUUCCUAUUCUGGUUGCUACCGAUGUUGCAGCUCGAGGCCUAGACAUCCCGGCAGUGAAGACGGUAAUCAAUGUGACCUUCCCGUUGACAAUUGAGGACUAUGUACACCGGAUUGGACGAACCGGUCGUGCUGGUGCCGAGGGUCAUGCUAUCACCUUUUUCACAGAGAAUGAUAAGACACACUCAGGAGCGUUGAUAAACGUAUUGAAGGCAGCAAAUCAAAAUGUUCCUGACUCACUUAUGAAAUUCGGCACAACCGUUAAGAAAAAGCAGCACGGGGCUUAUGGUGCAUUUUUCAAGGAUGUCGAAUCGACUAAAGCCGCGACCAAGAUCACCUUUGAUGAUUGA
Molecule: messenger RNA, 1494 nt
Organism: Talaromyces rugulosus
Lineage: Eukaryota; Fungi; Ascomycota; Eurotiomycetes; Eurotiales; Trichocomaceae
Exons: 3
Coding region: 1-1494 (497 amino acids)
Biological process (GO): rRNA processing
Cellular component (GO): nucleolus
Molecular function (GO): ATP binding; RNA helicase activity; RNA binding
Source: RefSeq, a predicted model, not a curated record